AUGAAUCAAACUUUCAGCACCAGCAACAUCCCGUUAACUUUGGUCUUCUGCUUUCUGAACAUGAACCCUUUUGAGGCAGUGUACAAUUUAGCUGUUGCUAAACCAAUCGGUCAGAUUGAGUACAAAAGCAAAGUCAUUACUGUCGGAAAUUGCUAUCAGAGUGUGAUGGACACAAGUCUUACAGGUGGAAUGAAUUGUGUUUGGGCACGAGUUAGCAACGACAAUACAACAGGCGGUAACAAUCGCCGAGUUUGUGUGAUGCGUAUGUGCUUUAAAGUUAUUUGUUUUUGUUUUCUUAUUUUCUUUGAAGACGAUAAAUACAAAACGUUCAAUUAAUAAAUUUUAGCCAGUCAUUUCGGAAACGGACGUCAGUCAUUCGGAUAUAAAGUUCAAUGGACAUUUGAUUGGAAUGCUUUGCAAACUAACGGAAUGGAUGGAUUUUCAGGAGUGAUUAUAAUAACCCCUCAACAACAACAACAACUAGAAUUUGAUCCAUUUGAUUCGACUGACAAUAGUGAAACUAUUAACGUCGAUUUGACUGCACCCGUUCAAACGAUUGAAGCUUCUCUGGAGAAUUUGAUUCAUACCCCUCUUUCGUUUCAAUACAAACUAAUACCAUACAGAACUGCAAUUGAAAAGGUUAACUACGAUGAAAUGUUCCUGCCAACAACUGAAAUCGAUGCAAUCCUUGUAAUUGGGAAUAAGAGGCUUAAUGUCAACAAAGCUAUCGCUAAGAAACUUCUCGAGAAAACGAUUCGUCAGAUGAAUUCCAUUGAGAGUGCGAAGAAGUUGAAGGCAUCACAGGAAUACUCCAAACUUUCCAAUGACUCGAAAGCAAAAGUUCUCGAUCGUCUCAUGGACCUUAUUUAA
Molecule: messenger RNA, 870 nt
Organism: Caenorhabditis elegans
Lineage: Eukaryota; Metazoa; Nematoda; Chromadorea; Rhabditida; Rhabditidae
Source: the annotation of a RefSeq genome assembly